AUUACCAUGAAAGUGGGCCCUGACGUGGCACCUUCCCCUGUUUUCUCUCCUCUCCCUCCCUCUCCCUUCUUCACAAAGAUUCCCCCUUGAAAUUUCCAGACCCUCUCUCUCUCUCCUUCUCCGCCAUUGUUAAAUAAGGUGGCCGGGAGAGAGCUUCAUUCAUCACUCGGAGUUAAUUUCUUCGCUUUUCUUGGACGAUCGAGUGGGUGAUUAGCUAGCUAGCUAGCGGCUAGGCUCUGAAUCUGAUCUCCAUUAAUUAAAUUCCUGUACUGUGCAAGGGUCACCAUCCCGGAAAUUUAAAAGGCCAAUUUCAAGAAAAUGUUGGACGCCUGGUUGAAGGGCAAGUUUUACUCCAAAUGCAAGACGGGGAUCCGGGUGACGAAGACUCGGUUGGAUUUGAUUCGGAGAAAGAGGAAGGCUAUGCAGAAGUAUUUGAAGAAUGAUAUUGCAGACCUUCUCAUGAAGGAUUUGAAUGUCAAUGCAUAUGGAAGGUCUGAAGGGCUUCUGCUUGAACUCAAUCUUUCAAGGUGUUAUGAUUUGUUGGACCAGUACUGUCAACAGAUCUCCAGCAAUCUUUCAGCCAUGAAUAAACAGAGAGAGUGCCCAGAAGAUUGCAAGGAAGCUGUGUCAACCUUGAUGUUUGCAGCAGCAAGAUUUGCUGACCUGCCCGAACUGCGUGAUCUGAGAACCAUAUUCGCCGAUCGAUACGGGAAAUCCAUCGAUUUCUUUGUCAAUAAAGAGUUUGUUGAAAAGCUGAAGGGAGAGAUCCCCAGCAAGGAGAUGAAGCUUCAGUUGAUUCAAGAAAUAGCCUCAGAGUGCAGUAUAGAAUGGGACUCAAAGGCUUUGGAACAGAACCUAUACAAACCACCAGCUGCAACUGAUGAACCAGAAAGGGCAGAAACUCAUCUUUCAGCUGAUACAAAUCCAGAAAAGGAAGAAGAAUCUGAUGUUAGGGCUCCAUUGCAUUACAACUCAAUCCCUCCUCCAUAUACUAAACCGCCGGGGCGAAAUAAGAAAGCCGAUUUAAAAGAAGAAAAUGGCAUUAGAGUUGAAUAUGAGGUGAGGGCAGAGCCAAUUGCAGAAAAUAGAAUACCAAUAGACUUUGGUUCAAGUAGAGGUGAAACUCUACCAAAAGGGAACCAUCUUAGGGCAGCUUCAUGUAACCCGGACGGUUGGGAUCCGAAACCACACGUCCAUCCAAAGCUACCGGAUUACGAUGACCUCAUCGCCCGGUUGGCAGCCGCAAGAUCACAGCAAAAGUGAUGAAAGAAAUGAUAUGUUGUUGUUGAUGGUAAUGUACAAUACAUAAUUCAUAGAAAUCAUACUGUGUACACAAAAUAUACAUGAUAUUUACAU
Molecule: messenger RNA, 1356 nt
Organism: Cuscuta campestris
Lineage: Eukaryota; Viridiplantae; Streptophyta; Magnoliopsida; Solanales; Convolvulaceae
Source: the annotation of a GenBank genome assembly